Messenger RNA from Triplophysa dalaica, 4591 nucleotides. It is a transcript of the gene smg5, whose product is annotated as SMG5 nonsense mediated mRNA decay factor. Gene Ontology annotation, cellular component: telomerase holoenzyme complex. Gene Ontology annotation, biological process: nuclear-transcribed mRNA catabolic process, nonsense-mediated decay. The transcript has 22 exons. Bases 301 to 3579 code for a protein of 1092 amino acids. Gene Ontology annotation, molecular function: telomeric repeat DNA binding; telomerase RNA binding; protein binding. The record is from RefSeq and is a predicted model, not a curated record. Lineage: Eukaryota; Metazoa; Chordata; Actinopteri; Cypriniformes; Nemacheilidae.
GGUGGGAGGGGGAAAAAUGGCCGCUCGCGGAGCGACUUUCGCAACGAUGAACGACACAAACACAAACACUACCCUCUCGAAAUGUGACAGCUGACCAGAACCGACACCAGCACAUACAUCGGCGGAUGGGUAUCGAGGCCGGUGGCGAGGGAGGAGAGCAACGACAGGGGUUGUGUUUAAUCUGAGGGAAAGAGGCGACUUAGCUAUCCUGCUAACGUUAGCCGCGCGCUAAACUGGAGCAGAGCGAACCAGAACAAAAUAGACGAACCAGACCAGAACAGCCGCUUUUUCACUGCUAGAAUGAGCGGACCGAGUCAGGACAGCGAACCCGAGGCCAAGGUGCUUCAUAUUAAACGUCUUUACAGGGCUGUGGUGGAAACAGUGCACAAGCUGGAUGUCAUAAUCAGCAGUAAAUCAUCAUAUAGGGAGGUGUUCAAACCUGAGAACAUCAGCUUAAGGAACAAAUUACGGGAACUUUGCGUGAAGCUGAUGUUCCUGCAUCCUGUAGACUAUGGGCGCAAGGCAGAAGAACUGCUGUGGAGGAAGGUCUACUAUGAAGUCAUACAGGUCAUUAAAACCAACAAGAAGCAUAUUCACAGUCGCAGCACUCUGGAGUGCGCCUACAGGACACAUCUGAUUGCUGGGGUGGGCUUUUUUCAACACCUGCUGCUCUACAUCCAGUCACACUAUCAGCUGGAGCUACAGGACUGCAUCGAUUGGACGCACGUCACUGACCCACUUAUUGUGCGUAAGAAACCUGUCUCAGCCACCCCUAAAGAGAUGGAGUGGGCCCAGAUGGCAUGUCACAGGUGCCUUGUGUACUUGGGAGAUCUUGCACGGUACCAGAACGAACUGGCUGGAGUGGAAGCUGAGCAGCUGGCCGAGCGCUUUUAUCACCAGGCCCUGUCUGUUGCUCCUCAUGUCGGAAUGCCAUUUAAUCAGUUGGGUACGCUGGCUGGAAGUAAAUUUUAUAACGUUGAAGCUACUUACUACUACCUGCGCUGUAUUCAGUCUGAGACUCCCUUUGAUGGGGCCUAUGGGAAUUUAAAGCGUCUUUUUGACAAGGCAGCCAAGAUGUACCAUCAGGUGAAGAAACAAGACAUGAAGAAACUGUCACCAUCACGUCAGAGGUCAAAAGACAUCAAGAGACUGCUUGUGAGCUUCAUGUAUUUGCAAAGUCUGCUGCAGCCCAAGAACAGUCUGAUGGAGACGGAGCUGACGUCACUGUGCCAGUCUGUGCUAGAGGACUUUAAUCUGGUGCUGUUCUACCUGCCACUUCCUGCUCACGGGAGCCAGUCGGCCAGCGAGGAGGAGGAGGAGCACGACUCAAUCUGCUCUGUGCUUCCUGACAGCCUCAUAUUCAAGAUGGUGGUGACUUGCCUUAUGGUGGUGCACAGCUUGAAGAGAGGAGCCUCGAAGCAGUACAGUGCCUCCAUCGCCUUCACAUUGGCUCUGUUUUCACAUCUGGUCAAUCACGUAAACAUACGACUGCAAGCUGAACUGGAUGAGGGCGAGAGUGGCGUCCCACCCCUGCGCACGGAUAACACGGAUGAGCCUGAGGCAAGAGAUCCCAGCAGCGCGACACCAUCUGAAGACAGAACCCUGCAGAACGGCUCCCUGGAGGAUGAAGAAGAGUUUGAAGAUGAGGUGAAAGAAAAUGAAGACAAGCCUACCGGGAACGGAAGGAAGGUGGAAGUCACGAAAGGAGUGGAGAAGAAGAGGUCACCGGAGGAGAAGCAAAAACAGAAGAGGAAGUUCUCGCGUCUUUCCAUGCUCCGCCGCCGCCGAUGCGCUCACAAGGAGGAUGAGAGCGACCUGAGCGAAGGCUUUGAGAGUGAUGAAGAGGAGGACGAGGAGGAUGGUGUGCCAGUGGACAGUCUGGGAUCAUCCAAGGUCCAGAUGAACUCUUUAGGGAGGGAAGGACGAAGGGAAACGUCUGCAGUGGAUGGCAGGUGGGAAAGCGGUUCGGAGGAGGACGAAGGAGGCACGGCCUUUGACGUCGAGACGGAUUCUGACAUGAACAGUCAGGAAUCUCGCUCGGACCUGGAAGACAUAGAAGAUGCGGAAAAUGCGCCGCAACAUCAGCAAGAGGAACAUGAGCAGCCAAAACAAUCUAGAGAGGAGAACUCGACCCCGCCAGCAACCAAUGGCCCUCUAGUGUCUAAUGAUGCCAGCAUCAGCAGUAACCUUCAGGCCAUGUCUUCCCAGCUUUUCCAGUCCAAACGCUGCUUCCGGCUUGCUCCCACAUUCAGCAAUGUGCUACUCCGCCCCCCAGCUACCACUAACCCCACCCCAGACUCCAACCCCAAACCUUCCCAAGAUACCACACCCCCUCCUGAAACCACUUCCACUACGAGACCAGAGCUUGUUAACGGAACCAAUGAUAAUAAUGCUGAAUCUGAUUCGGAGGGCAGCGAACACAGCAACCAGUCGAUUCGCAGUGAGAAAACCCUUUCUGAGCGGCUUGAGAUUCUGACCAAUCAGGGUCUUAUUCAGAUAGUCAAGGUCUUUUUGGAUUGGCUGAGGACAAACACUGACAUCAUCGUGAUGUGCGCACAGAGUUCUCAGAGCUUGUGGAACAGACUCUCAGUCCUGCUUAACUUACUACCAGACGGAAACAAGGUGUUGGAAGCAGAUCUUGUUCUUAAUAAGGAGGUGACCAAACUCCUGAAUGAGUCCGAGCGGCCCGGAUUGGUCCAGACGCUGCUGUUGCCCGAGGAUCUGGCACUCCGCCACCUUCCUGCGCUCAGCUCGGCCCAUCGACGUCUGGAUUUCACAGGCCAGAGACCUUCUCUUAGCCCUCUGGAAGAGUGUGUGGUGCGCUUGUGCUGUAUUCGCAGCUUUGGACACUUCCUCACUAAUCUCCAAGGCAACGUGUUGCACUUCAACCCUGAGGCGGGCAUCUUCACCAGCAUCAGCCAAUCAGAGCAGGAGAACCUUGUUCAACAGGCCAAGGCCCAGUUCCGCAUGGCAGAAGAGGAAGCUCGUAGAAACCGGCUCAUGAGAGACAUGGCCCAGCUGCGCCUGCAGUUGGAAGUCUCUCAGUUGGAAGGAAGCCUGCAGCAGCCCAAAGCCCAGUCCUCCAUGUCUCCAUACCUGGUGCCAGACACCGCCGCUCUGUGCCAGCACCUGGGUCUGCUCAGACAGCUGGCUGCCAGCGGCUGCUUCAUCAUCAUCAUUCCUCGCACAGUAAUUGACGGUCUGGACAUGCUAAAGAAAGAGAAUGCUGGAGCGAGAGAUAGCAUCCGUUUCCUGGAGGCAGAGUUUCGGAAGGGAAACAGGUACAUCCGCUGUCAGAAAGAGUCGGGAAGAAGUUUUGAGAGGGAUAAAUUAAAGCGACAGGAUGUAGAAGCCUGGCACCUGUAUAAGAUGGUGGACAGCUGUCGACAGCUCACAGGAUCUCAGAACAACGGAGACGAAGACACGGCAGGGAUGGUGACCAUUUUGACGGGACACUCGGUGAAGGAGAUGACUGAAAGAUCAGAUCCUAUGAAGGCGGCUGUCCAGGCGGUGGGUACCGCAGGCAUGGAGCUGAAGAACAUCACAGAGUUCUAUAAGCAGUGGAAGGAAAUGGGUUGAGAGACAGCAUGGGACGCAGGGGUCGGCUCGGCGGUCGGCUGAUCACACACUCAUUCCCCUCUCUCUCUUUCUCUCUCUCCCACUUUACUGCUCUGUCUACAUCUGCGUCUCCAGGACAAACCAGCCGAAGAUGCAGAUUCGGAAGGAAGGAGGGUGCAGAAAGAGUGGAGAAGAGAAGACAGAGACACAGGGGGCUUUAACGUACAACAGCGCGUCCUCGACCCAACGCAGGAGGGUUGAAAGAAGCAAUGGGGUGAAAUAAAUGUUUAAAUGCCCCUGGGGUGUUAUAACCAGACAUGUAUACCUAUGAAAUGAGUGUAUAUGUUUUCAAGAGAGAAACGAACAUUUGUGUGCAUAUACACAAGAAACCCACAAAUCUAAAUGUAUAGAGAAAUGUCUUUUUAUUUUAGUCUUUACGCUACAGUCAUGGGGGUCGUGCACUGCCACAUAGAUGUCUGUGUUUAACCGGCAGGUGACCCAACCACAGGGGUUCAACAACGAUAGCACCAGAAAUCUGUCGUGAUAAAGUUUAGCAUUUACUCUUGGUACAAUGGGGCUUUUGCUCCCGGGGACAAGAGGAUUCAGAAUUAUGGGUGUACACUUCUUUUUGAAGAUUUCUUUUUCUUUCCUACCUGGCCUCCCCUUGUUUGUUUUCUUUUUGCUGUGUACCUUUGUGGUUUAAUGUAUUGUGUUAUCUGUGUAUGAACAGGAUGGAAUAAGUCAGGCUUUUAUUUGAUUUUAUUUUUGUAUGUCGUAUCUUUGCUGUGCUGAACACAGGAGUGAGGGUCAGGCGUAGAGAUUCUUCAUGGGUAAGAGCAUUCUCGCAUUACGGCACUCGCAUCACGCUAGGCUGCGCUGAUGGACGUGGAGGUGUUUCUGCUUCGCAGAUCUAGACCCAGACCUUUACCAUCACAUUCUCAUCGUAAUUGUCCCAUAUUGCACAACGCAAAGAAAUAAAAUGUAUGUGUGAUGCAAGUGCGUUAAACAAUAAAAAGAGAUUUCAUCUACAAUG